UGCCACUUUGGGGGUCCGGUUACACAGAGGUCAGCAAUGUUGUACAAAUCUCCGUGGUCGGUGAUAUGAAUCCCCGCCCGGAUCUUCAACUAGCCUCCGGGACACGCACUGCCUAAAAUGGAAAUGCGUCCACACGGAGUCGCCAGACCUGCCCCGGGACGCUCCAGCAGCCAAGUGAGACGAUCUGCCGGUAGUUGAUCCGCAUUCCCUAAACACCAAAUUUCCAACAUCAUCAUAUCUAGUUUCUUCCAGUGUCCAUAGCUUCCUUCACUCGGCACCAGAUCCAUGCUAGCAUCGCUAAGAGAGCGCCAGUCAGCAUGCGUCCCACCAGUCGGCUCACGCUAGUGCCGAGCGUACUGUACCUGAAUAGCAUCCAUGAGCGCUAAUCUACUCUUGGAGGGCCUUGCGAGCAAGUUGUCGUCAUCAAUUCGACGAGCCAGAUGAAUUUUUAUCCUCUUCACGAACAACACUUUUUGUAUCCUCACCGCGCCAAUUGCCCAUCAUGAUGCUCUGCAAAUUGAGCGCCAGCACUGCCAGCCUUGCGCUGAUGCUUGUGCCGCUCUGCGCAGGCAGCGAAAUCACCAGCAACAGCAGCGCCUCGACAACGACCACACACGCCAGAGCCGUCGAUAUCCCCAACGAGUACACAUACAAGCUUCCCGACGGCUUCCUGUCCAACGAAAAUUACACCUUCGUCAACGGCACAUCGACGCCCAACGACAAGCACAUCAACGACCUCUUCAAAAAGGCAUCCGAUGCCCCCAUCAUCAGCUUCGACCCGAGCUUUUCCAAACUCGUUGGCAACGCAGAGAUCAAGCUGGUCGCUGAGCGCCCGCACGACCAAUGGACAUAUGAAGGCGGCAUCUGGGUCCCUGAGCGCGACGAGAUCUGGACCAUCUCCAGCAUCGUACAGUCUAGCGCCGGCAAGCCCUCCACCGUCUACACAUACCACCUGACCUCAGGCGCCGUCAACAAGCUCAACGCUUCACUACCCAUUAUCAAUCCCAAUGGCGGCUACUACUACAACGGCAAGGUCUACAUUGGCACAUACCCCUCCAACAGCACGUACCGCGGCGGUAUAGUGUCUGUGGACGCGCGCACGCUCAAGGUGGAAACCGUCGUCAACAGCUACUUUGGCAUCGAGUUCGACGGCAUCGACGACCUUACGUGGGCAAACCGCGGCGGCAAGGACUACAUGUACUUUACAGACCUCUACAUCACGCCGCUCGCGUACCCGGGGACACAGCCUCGCCCGCUACUGCCCGCGGGCGUUUGGCGCUGGGAUGCACAGGACGAAGUGCUUCUGCCUGUGCUAGGCCGCGGCGACGUCAACCCGAAUGGCAUCCGCGUAUCGCCGGACCACAAGUCGCUCUAUGUGACGGAUAGCACGGCCUUGUUCUUCGACAUCCCGAAACCUGCGCCGCCCGCAGGAGGCAGUGUGGCGUCGUGGUUGGGACCUUACAUUCUGAGGUAUGAUAUUGAUGACGAGGGCUUCCCUGUUAACAAGCGCGUCUUUGGCUACGUCAGACGCCUCAUUGCAGAUGGCAUUCACUGCGACGAUGCAGGAAGAGUGUGGACAGGUGAGGGCGACGGUAUUGUGGUACGCAGCCCCAGCGGCAAGGUGCUCGGCAUCUUCAACCAGAGCUACUUUCUGAAGAGCAAUGGCGAACUGGAUUACAUGGCAAACUUUGCGUUGGCUGGCGACAAGGUUGUUGUCUUUGCCCAUGAGCGCAUGUACACGAUCAAGCUUGCGCAGGAGGUGGUUAACAAGAAUAGCAGCAUUGUAAACUAAGUUCAUAGAGUGGGUGGGAACCAGUAGUGGUGGUGGUUUGUGUUUAUAGAGUGGUGAGGGUCCGUACCAGCGAGCCCUAGUACCACCAAACAGCAAAUAAUGUACAUAUUGUUAUAAUAGAUGGCUAGUAUAUCUAGCGACUUUUUUUCGUCCGUUUUGUUCGAGAUGUCGUUGGACUUUUGGCUUCUUUUGGACUGUUUUUGUUUCCUUGUAGUCUUGGGCUGCGCCGUGUCGGUGUUGCGCUGGCUUGGUCCUUCGUUGUGCUCCGCCUUCUCUUUUUACUAUCCUUAUUCGUUAUAUUUGCCCGUUUCGUGGGUUCGUCCUGUCUUUGCCGCUUGAGCUUUGUUUGUGGUGGGGUUGGUUUCGUCGUCUUUGCUGCCGAAUCGCUGGUAGAAGGAGUUGGUAGUGAUGGUAAUAGCGAUUGUGGCGGUUCUUUGGCAUUUUGCUCCUCUGGUUCGCAACUUUGCAUGCGUGCUUCGGGUUGCUCGAAGACGAAUGAAUCUGGCGUUGCGCCGCGUUGCGUCAACCCCUCUUCAAAGUCGUCGCGAAUGUCCUGUUGCACGUCCUCUAAAAUAUCAUCAAGGGUAUCAGGCUCUUCCUGUGGGAGCACUUUGUUGAAUAUGAAACUGGAAAGUGCUUCGAGGUUAUGAUCGAGGGGAAAUCCAUUUAGGGACCGAAGAUUUUUGGUUGCAGAUGUCAUCAUAUCGACAAUGGAGGCUCGACGCCGUUCAGCAUCUUCUUCUAAACGUCCCAUGCCUUUUGUUUUCCGUAUUGUUUUUAAAUAUCGUAGGAAAUCGUAAUCGCCGCAUAGGGGAAGCGUCAUUUGGACCGUAACUGUAUUGUAUUCAUUUCGUAGCGCAGUAAAAUCUGUACCAUCAAUAUCGUACCAUUCGCGACAGUCGCCAUCCAGUGGUUUUUCGACAUAUGAUAACACUAUUGCUUUCUUGCUCGACAUCGUAGCAUAUAUAGCUACCAGAGCAAGUCAAGUUUCGCGUGGCUGCGCGAAUCCUUAUGAUUGUGUAGAUU
Molecule: messenger RNA, 2818 nt
Organism: [Torrubiella] hemipterigena
Lineage: Eukaryota; Fungi; Ascomycota; Sordariomycetes; Hypocreales; Clavicipitaceae
Source: the annotation of a GenBank genome assembly